Molecule: messenger RNA, 4663 nt
Organism: Nasonia vitripennis (jewel wasp)
Lineage: Eukaryota; Metazoa; Arthropoda; Insecta; Hymenoptera; Pteromalidae
Product: kinesin-like protein KIF20B
Exons: 5
Coding region: 241-4323 (1360 amino acids)
Biological process (GO): microtubule-based movement
Molecular function (GO): plus-end-directed microtubule motor activity; ATP binding; microtubule binding
Source: RefSeq, a predicted model, not a curated record
CAUAACCUUCAGUCAGUCCGAACCCCCAAAAGUUGUUCGCGCCGCGAUACAUUUCAGCGCACAAAUCUUCUGGAAAUAUAAUAUGCUGUAAUUUAUUUUCGUUCAUUUAACUUAGUUUCGUGUUUAGUUUUUCGCGCUUUAACCUCGUCGCUGUCGAAAAAAUUCGGCGAUCGCGAUAAAUGCUGUUCAAUCGAUCGGCAAAUUAUUGAAUUUAUUCGCGUUCGUAACCAAGCCAGCUCCAUGAAUUUUUUGAUAUCGAAGUUGAAAAUGUUGAGUGAGAACGAAGAAGACGGAGAUUCUGAAACGGCGGAGGUACCUAUAUCGACCGAAUCGCUGCCGAUAGAAUCGUCUUCAAAAGUACAAGUUUUCUUGAGAAUCAGGCCUACCUCGCAGAACGAGGUUGAGGGCUUGAACGAUGUUUACACAGUAGAAGAUUCGUCAACGUUGCUCGUGAAGCAUUUUAGCUCAAACGAGGCUGCCAGGCGCUCGAGAUUCACGAAGUCAAGCGAUAACGCAACGAGAAAGAAAUUUUCGUUUUCGAAAAUAUUUAACUUACAAGUCGAGCAAUCGCAGUUUUUCAAUGAAGCCAUCAAACCCGCUGUCAUCGAUUUACUGAACAAUCAAAGUUCAACAGUGCUAAGUUACGGCACAGCUGACGCUGGGAAAACUUAUACUUUGUUUGGCACAGUGUCACAGCCUGGUGUCAUUCCGAGAACGAUAGAACUUAUUUAUUCGUCUCUCAACUGUACCUUAGUUCCCUGGUUCAAGCCGAAACGUUUUCGCAGUAUCGUUAAUUUAGACGAGUGUGAUCGAAGCUUGGAAAUUGAUACUCGGGAAAAACUUUUAUCUUGCAGAUUGAGCGAUAAAUCUUUGUACGAAAAUGCGUACAAAUCGCUGGAAUACUCAGAAUUAAACAAAAAUAGAGAGCUGUGCAAAGACUCGAUGUAUUCUGUUUGGAUAUCGUUCGUAGAAAUGUACAACGAUGUAAUUUAUGAUUUGCUGGAAGUUGACGAAGAAGGAAAGAAUGUGCAAUUAAAAUUAGUCACGGAUAAACACGGAACCACAUAUAUUCAGGGAAUGCGGAGUGUAUGUGCUACUACUGGCUUAGAGGCUUACGAAAUUCUGAAUGCAGGACAAACGAGGCUUAGUACAGUUACAGAAAGCUCUUAUAAAAGCUCAAGGUCUCAUUCAAUAUUUACUAUAAAAUUGCUCAAAUAUGACAAAGAUUGCUCGCCCUCCGAGGUCAAGGUAAGUUCGCUUUCUUUCUAUGAUCUGGCCGGCACAGGAAGAGUACAAAAAUCGUCCAACAACGAUAAGCAGCUCAAAGAAUUCAAUAGUAUCAAUAAAAGUCUUCUGGCACUUGGAAGGUGUCUCAAGGUUAUCGUCGAAGGCCAGUUGAAACAAAGUGCUGGUCCCUUUAGAGAUUCAAAGUUGACGAGGUUAGUUCAACGUUCACUUUGUGGUAAAGAAAAUAUUAUCCUCCUCAUCAACGUAAAUCCCACUAUCGACUUGCUUGCCGAAACGCAGAGCGUAUUCAAGUUCGCGUCAAUGGCAAUGAAACUUACUUCCGGCUUGACAAAGGACGAGAAGAAAAUUUUGGAAUAUCACACGCCAAUUUCAAGCCCAAAGUCUCAAGAAAAUUGUUUUUCAAUAAAUACCAAAACUUUGUCAGACCAAGACAUCGAUGAUCUAAUUCAAAAGAACAAACAACUUUCAACCGAGCUAAAAGAAUUGAAAUCUACUAAUCAGAGAAAGGAGUUUGAAGUUAGAAAAGAAUUAACUGAUUAUUAUAAAAAACAGUUGGACAGCAUGGAGGAAUAUUUGAAAAAGCGAACACUGCUUAUGGAAGAAGAAAAACAAAGUUUUGUUAAGUUUUCGGUUGAUCAGGUGAAUCAUUAUUACAAAGAUAAACUCCAAGACUGCACAAAUCGCAAACGUAAGAGGACUGACAGGGGCGAUUACGAAGAGCGUUUGGAUAUGGAAAUUCUCGAAACAAAAAACAUUAAGUAUUCCUCAAAAAUAACAUCGUUGGAAAAAACGCUGCUUUCUGUGAAAAGAAAACUAAAAAUACUUACAGAAACUAUAAAUAAUUCUAGAAAUAUGGAACCUAAAAUUGAAAACGCAAAAAAAGGCGAUGCCACUAUUCAACUUGACGGCGAUUUAACUUUGUAUUUAUCGACAGUACAAACAUACAUCGAAAAAUCUUUCGAAGCGAAAAAAGCUCAUGUAGCCUCUGUUCCAAUAAAAUCUAUGUUUUCUACAGGAAUUCAGUGUAGCUCAAACUGUUCAGAUAUUGGCCUGUUUUGCAAAGAAAUUCAAAAGUUAUUGGACGCCAAUACAGUUCAACUUCCAGAAAUCAAUGACUCUUUAGAUUCAGUUGACGAUGAUCUACAGAGUCUCUUGCCCAAAGUGAAAGAAUUAGUUAUCUCAAGCAUUUCAGAAAAAAUAAAGCUAGAAAUGGAAAAUUCUGAAAAAUUAGGGCAGAUUCAGCAUUUAAGCGAUGAAAUCAAGAAACGCGACAAAGACCUUUUUGAGCUCAAAAUGCAAUACCAAGAGUCAGAAUCUGCUCGAAUGAUUUUGCUGAGACAAAAGAAUGAUAUUGAGGCAGAAUCCAAAGCAAAAGAAUUAUUUAAAAACGAAGAUUUUGUUACGAUUGAAUCCGAAAAUUGUUUUGCCGACGAAGAAAACUAUCAAAUACUUUCCACUCAGCAAGAUUUUAAUUCCCCAAGUUCGCUUAACAACGAGUCUCGCCUGAGCUUGUAUACUUCUGAAUCCGAAAAAAUUGCGCGAAGACCGACUAGGUCAAGUUCUGACAGUAGUCAAAAUGAUUCAGGCGUAGCUUCUAGUAUAAAGUGCUGUGGAUUAACCCACGAAAAAAGUUGUCAAACAAAUAUAUUCCAUGACGAGAACACCUUAAAAAACAAACUCGAGCAGCUUAAACUAGAUUAUGAAAAUAUGGCAGCACAGCAUCGACAGGAGGCUCAGAAAGUUGCAAAAUUGUCUCAAGAAUCAGAAGACAUAAGAGAAGCAAUGGAAAAACACAAGAAAAAUUUAUACGUACAAGAGAAAGUAAUCGCCGAAUACCAGAACAAAAAUCGUCUUUAUCAGCUAGAAAUCGAGCGUUUGAAUAGCGAAAAAAGUCAGCUAAAAAUAAAGCACGAUGAAAUGAUCAGGAAUUUAGGAGGAACUAUUAAAGAAUAUGAAAAGAAAAUCACAGAGUUGCAGGUGAAAUUAGAAGUACAUCAAAAGGAAGAGCAUAGAACUGUCCAGCGUUUAGAGAAUUACUUAAAUAAAUCAGUUGACCUCAAGAGCGAACUAUCGAUUACUCGUUUGGAAUUGGAAAAAAAGUCGAUGGCAUGUUACAAAGAUCACAUAAUUAAAAUAGACCAACUAGAAAAAGAUUUAAACAUGAAAACAUUAAUCGAACAAAAAUUAGGAGAAAAAAUAAGUCAAUAUGAAAAAGAUCUUGCAAGAAUAAACGACCUUACUGGAAAAAUAUCAAACUUUGAAAACUUAAUGACCAAAAUAGAGAAAGAAAGAUCGGAUCUACACAGAAUGUUAGAUGAAAAAUCAAACUGCCAAUCAGAAAUGGAGCAUCGGUUGAAAAACUUGAUAGCGAUAAUCGACAAACAAGACGAUAAAGUUCAUUAUCUGCGAACCGAGCUCGGUACAUUCACAAAAAUCAAUUCAACCAAUCAUCGUAAAGCACAGGAGCUUGAUAAAGAAGUUAGCAGAUUAAUGGAAAAUAUCACUUUCAUGAAAGAAGAUAUCAAACAAUCGGAGAAAGCUCGAAAAGCGCUUGAGCAAAAUUCAAAAAAAGAGCUUGAAAACCUUCGUUCCAGAUUGACUAUCUGUGAAGAUAACGCCGAUCUCUUGAAUAUAAUUCGUAACAGCAGCGAAACGAAGCAGGAUGAAGUCCACAAAUUAAAAGUUCAACUCUCAGCGAAAAACAAGGAAUUGGAAUUUUUCAAGAAAAAUCGAAACGCCACUAUUCAGAGGUACGAAUGUUUAGUUCGCCAACUUCAAGAAGCUUUAAACGUGAAUCCACCUAUCAGUAAGUUAAAGAAAAUAUUCCCUCAUAAAAAAAAGUAUUUGUCCGGUGAAGAAAAGGAAUACUCAAUUUGUGAAGUUCACGGCUCAGAACCACAAAUUCGUGAUUGCAAACUGUUUCUCGACGACGAGCCUGUUUACUUAUCGCCGUGCCCUAGUUUGCACGCAGUAAUGUUCUCUUCCACGGAGAGUUCGGAAAUGACUGCGAGUAAAGAUGCGCCCACCCGUUUGGCCGCUGAUGUCAGUGAAAAAUGUUUGGAGAUUCUAUAUUAAAAGUUACAUACAAAAAAUGCAUGAAGUACGUCUUUUUUAGACAGAAAGAAGAGUCCGUUCGAAAUCUCGUCACACACCUUGCAAAGAUCCAGAUUUGCACAAUUUCGAACCCGCAGUCGAAAUACGUUUGCUUGAAAGUGAUCGUCGCUCUAGCAGAAGAGUAGGUCACGUAAAAUUUCACCUUCCGUAGAGGAACCAUGUAAAAUAAUUUGAUUUGUUUAUUUCCGAACUUGCGUUUGCUUUUGUAAUUGAUCUGUUCAGUUGAGUUUCAUACUUGUGUACUUCCGUUAUUGCAAUGGAAAGCAAAAAACUUUUCUGGAAGUAAAUGUCUUUGCAAGCA